Messenger RNA from Ananas comosus (pineapple), 507 nucleotides. RefSeq lists its product as uncharacterized. Lineage: Eukaryota; Viridiplantae; Streptophyta; Magnoliopsida; Poales; Bromeliaceae. The record is from RefSeq and is a predicted model, not a curated record. The coding region runs from base 113 to 484 and encodes 123 amino acids. The transcript has 2 exons.
UCUCUCUCUAACUACUCCCCUGGAAAAAAAAAAAAAAAAAAAACUACAUCUCUGUAUCUUGAUGAUCAAUCCAUGAGAAUUUUCCACCAAGAUCCGAUUUUGUUCGUCGAGGAUGUCCCAGGCGGAUGUCUCCUAUAGUUGCAGCUCCUGCGGAUAUCCGUUGAACUUGGUAUCCUCAAACCGAGUAACGCCUGAAGUAGGUCCCGAGUACCGAAAAUCUCUCAAGAAGGGCGAAAUUUCCUUUCUCUCUGUUGAUAUCAGCCGAUUCACCCAGGUCGACGAGGUCAAUUGCUUUCCCGUCACGUGGGGCCGUUCCCGUUUGAAAACCAAGCUUCUUUGCCGCAAAUGUGGGGCAUUUAUCGGGCGUGUUAACGGCGAACCGCCCGUUUUGUGUAGCUUCGACCCGUCUAGUUCGUCCUCAUCAACCCGCCAAAAGUACUCAAUAAAGAUCCGAGCUUUGCAACCGUCAGAAGAAAGUCAGUAGCUCGUUGGAGCUUUUACCUUUUU